AUGACGGAACGCUACAGUUUCUCGCUGACUACUUUCAGUCCCUCUGGAAAGCUUGUGCAGAUUGAGUAUGCUCUUGCAGCGGUUGGAGCUGGAGCACCAUCUGUUGGUAUCAAAGCAACCAAUGGAGUAGUUCUAGCUACAGAAAAGAAGCAGAAAUCUGUAUUGUACGAUGAGCACAGUAUUCACAAAAUCGAACCCGUCACCAGGGGCAUCGGCAUGGUUUACAGUGGCAUGGGUCCUGACUUCCGUGUGUUGACCCGAAGUGCCAGAAAGCUGGCCUCACAGUACUACCUGUCUUAUGGAGAACAGAUCCCCGUUGACCAGCUGGUACAGAAAGUGGCCAACGUGAUGCAGGAGUUCACACAGUCUGGGGGUGUGAGACCAUUUGGUGUGUCGCUGCUGCUGGCCGGGUGGAACCAUGAUCAGGGGAAACCAUAUCUAUACCAGUGUGAUCCAUCUGGAGCACAUUUUGCAUGGAAAGCCACAGCCAUGGGAAGAAAUCAUGUAAAUGGGAAAACAUUUUUGGAAAAAAGGUACAGCGAUACUCUUGAACUGGAGGAUGCUGUACACACCGCCAUUUUAACCUUGAAGGAAAGCUUUGAAGGACAGAUGACGGAGGACAACAUUGAGAUCGGGAUCUGUAAUGAGACAGGAUUCCGACGACUGUCACCUUCAGAGAUCAAGGAUUAUCUAGCUUCUGUGUCUUAA
Messenger RNA from Candidula unifasciata, 708 nucleotides. NCBI's taxonomy places the organism in Eukaryota, Metazoa, Mollusca, Gastropoda, Stylommatophora, Geomitridae. The record is from the annotation of a GenBank genome assembly.